Myzus persicae (green peach aphid) is the source of this 1369-nucleotide messenger RNA. Its product is annotated as enoyl-CoA hydratase, mitochondrial-like. The transcript has a single exon. The record is from RefSeq and is a predicted model, not a curated record. Gene Ontology annotation, cellular component: mitochondrion. The coding region runs from base 319 to 1197 and encodes 292 amino acids. Gene Ontology annotation, biological process: fatty acid beta-oxidation. Gene Ontology annotation, molecular function: enoyl-CoA hydratase activity. Lineage: Eukaryota; Metazoa; Arthropoda; Insecta; Hemiptera; Aphididae.
UAGUACAGCGGUACAGCACGUACCCCGUGGCAGUAAUAGGUAUAAUAUAAUAAUAUUAUACCUAUUAGUAUUAUUGUUUUUAGUGUAGUCCAAUGUCCGGACUAGUGAGUUCGCAGUCUACUCUCUCCCUACAAUUCAACGUUUGACUUUGAGAGAUAAUAUUAAUCAUUGACUAUAGAUUAUAUUAAAAUUUGUAUGUGCAGUUCGUAGAGGUUACAGACCUAAGAAGUGACUCUUUUUCUUGAAAUAUUACAAUUUCUCACGAUCUAAUAAACGUUUAUAACUUAUAUACGUAGCCAUUAUUAUAAAAUCUUCAAAAUGGCAUUUUUUUUGAGAUCGUCAGUGUCUAAAUCAAAAUUGGUUUUUUCACUAUCAAAAAUUAGAACACCAGUAACUUCAAUGAAGCUGUCCACAUGUAACUUGGAGUACAUAAUUACUGAAAAGGCUGGCGAGAAAAAAAAUAUUGGGCUUGUCAAACUUAAUAGACCUAAAGCUUUGAAUGCUUUAUGUGAUGGUUUGGUCACAGAACUGACUGAAGCCGUAUCUGCAUAUGAUGCAGAUGAUUCAAUUGGAGCUAUUGUUGUUACUGGUAGUGAACGUGCAUUUGCGGCUGGUGCUGAUAUCAAGGAAAUGCUUGACAAGACUUAUUCAACUAACCUAAAAAUUGGUUUACUCAAACAAUGGGACAAUCUGAGUAAAUGCAAGAAACCAAUUAUUGCUGCAGUAAAUGGUUUUGCUCUAGGUGGUGGAUGUGAAUUAGCAAUGAUGUGCGACAUAAUCUAUGCUGGAGAAAAAGCUAAAUUUGGCCAACCCGAGAUUGUGAUUGGAACUAUUCCUGGAGCUGGUGGUACUCAGCGUAUGAUACGUUCUUGUGGUAAAAGCUUUGCAAUGGAAGUAUGUUUAUCUGGAAACCAGAUUUCUGCUCAAGAAGCCUUAUCUAGAGGAUUAGUUAGUAAGGUGUUCCCACCAGAAAAGUUAGUAGACGAAGCAAUUAAAUUAGCUGAAAAAAUAAGUGAACACUCACCUUUAAUUGUUGCAUUAUGUAAAGAAUCUGUAAAUUAUGCAUAUGAAUCAAGUUUAAGCCAAGGCUUGCAAUUUGAGAAGAAAUCAUUCUAUGGAACUUUCGCAACAGAUGACCGGAAGGAAGGAAUGACUGCAUUCAUUGAAAAAAGGAAACCAAACUUUUCUAAUAAUUAAUAUUAAAAGUAAUUCCAUUGUAUAGUAUUCUGUCCAUUGUUUUUACAUUUAAAUUUUAAUAAACCUCUUCAUUUUUUAUACAAAAUAUAUUUAUUAUCUUUGUUCAAUUUUUGCAUUAAACAAUUACUACUGAACAUAAAAAAGAAUAAAACUGGAUGUUAUUUGUGAAAAA